CUGGGCAGGAAAACUUCAGAGGAAGAAGUCUGGAUGUCAGGCCUGGGAGCGAAUGCCCAGGUCCAGCCAACCCUACCAUGACAAAUGACUAUCAAGAUCUUCAGCAUCUGGACAACGAGGACAAUGACCAUCAGCUCCGACAAGGGCCACCCGCCUCGCAGCCGCUGUUCCGGCGGCUCUGCUCCGGACCCUGCCUCCUCCGGCUCUCCCUGGGCCUCGGCCUCCUGCUGCUGGUGGUUGUCUGUGUCAUCGGAUCCCAGAACUCCAGGCUGCAGGCGGAGCUGCAGGCCCUGAGAGAGACUUUCAGCAACUUAACAGCGAGCGCCGAGGUCGAGGUCAAGGCCCUGAGCAGCCAGGGAGGAAGUGUGGGCAGAAAGAUGAAGUCGCUGGAGUCCCAGCUGGAGAAACAGCAGCAGGACCUGAGCGAAGAUCACUCGGGCCUGCUGUUGCACGUGAAGCAGUUCGUGUCGGACCUGCGAAGCCUGAGCUGUCAGAUGGCCGUCCUCCACGGCAACGGCUCGGCGAGGGCCUGCUGCCCGGUCAACUGGCUGGAGUACGAGGGCAGCUGCUACUGGUUCUCCCGCUCCGGGAAGUCCUGGGCCGAGGCGGACCGGUACUGCCAGCUGGAGAGCGCGCACCUGGUGGUCAUCAACUCCAGAGAGGAGCAGAAGUUUGUCCAGCACCACAUGGGUCCUGUGAACACCUGGAUGGGCCUCACCGACCAGAGUGGGCUCUGGAAGUGGGUGGACGGGACGGACUACGAGACGGGCUUCAAGAACUGGAGGCCCGAGCAGCCGGACGACUGGUACGGCCACGGGCUCGGGGGAGGCGAGGACUGCGCGCACUUCACCGACGACGGCCGCUGGAACGACGACGUGUGCCAGAGACCCUACCGCUGGGUGUGCGAGACAGCGCGCGAGCCGGCCAGCUAGGAGCCUCCUCUCCCCUAAUUUAUUUCCUCCGUGCCUCCACCUGCCCCGUGACCCUCCCGUCGGGGGCGGGGGUGCUCCUCCACUGUCUCGGGGAUGGCUCAUCCAGGGUUUUAAGGGAAGGGGAAAGACGCCGUCUGAGGAACGUACAAUCGCGUUUGGCGGGGCGGGGAGAUCGAAACCCCUGUCACCGGCCGC
Neomonachus schauinslandi (Hawaiian monk seal) is the source of this 1127-nucleotide messenger RNA. Its product is annotated as asialoglycoprotein receptor 1. Gene Ontology annotation, molecular function: signaling receptor activity. The coding region runs from base 78 to 932 and encodes 284 amino acids. The transcript is spliced from 9 exons. NCBI's taxonomy places the organism in Eukaryota, Metazoa, Chordata, Mammalia, Carnivora, Phocidae. The record is from RefSeq and is a predicted model, not a curated record.